AUGGGCUUUCCAGCCGUUCCAGCCGAAAAUACUUUCCUGAACUUGGGGCUCAAUGGUAAACCGGCCUUCUUUGGCUGCGACGCGGCUAACCUAUCGUCACCGUCCCCGCUGGUUGUGUACUUGCCCAACUCACCUUAUGUUCUCGCAUCAAAUAUCUCCACAUUGACCUCUCUUACCUUUACCACCGGUGAGCGUGACGCUUUGGCUCAAAACGGCUGGGCCCUCGCUACGCAGCUUAAUUCGACUCUCGAUGGCGACUGGCCUGUUUGCGUUGGCUGUGCCCUGCUCGCACGCAGUUUUGGGCGUACAGAGACGCCGCUCCCCGGUAAGUGCCAGCAGUGCUUUGAUAGGUACUGCUGGGACGGAACCGUUCACGAUACAAACCCUCCGUCAUAUACUCCUGUCAAGCUGGUAAAAUACCGCUACACCAUGCAAAAUGAGGGCACCCCCGAUAGAGGUGUUACUAACGCGUAUUAUAGGCCCUUUCUUGUCCUGACAACUCCCGAGUUGCUGGGUACGCUUAUUGAGGUAUAG
Hirsutella rhossiliensis is the source of this 534-nucleotide messenger RNA. RefSeq names its product lysophospholipase catalytic domain-containing protein. Gene Ontology annotation, biological process: glycerophospholipid catabolic process. Bases 1 to 534 code for a protein of 177 amino acids. The transcript has a single exon. Gene Ontology annotation, cellular component: intracellular membrane-bounded organelle; cytosol. Lineage: Eukaryota; Fungi; Ascomycota; Sordariomycetes; Hypocreales; Ophiocordycipitaceae. The record is from RefSeq and is a predicted model, not a curated record. Gene Ontology annotation, molecular function: A2-type glycerophospholipase activity.